Molecule: messenger RNA, 1025 nt
Organism: Magnolia sinica
Lineage: Eukaryota; Viridiplantae; Streptophyta; Magnoliopsida; Magnoliales; Magnoliaceae
Exons: 9
Coding region: 100-759 (219 amino acids)
Biological process (GO): maturation of LSU-rRNA from tricistronic rRNA transcript (SSU-rRNA, 5.8S rRNA, LSU-rRNA)
Cellular component (GO): nucleolus
Molecular function (GO): RNA binding
Source: RefSeq, a predicted model, not a curated record
AAAACAAAUAAGGGUUAGGGCUUACCUUACUAGAGCAGAGAGAGGGAAGGAGACGCCGAGAGAGAGAGGGAGAAGGAGACGUUGGGUCAGAGCAGUGCAAUGGGGGUAAAGGCUAAGAAAGCUUUGAGGAAGAAAAUAAAGAAGAGUUCUUCUGAUUUAGUUGUUUCGGGUAGAGAUGAAGUGUCGGACUUUUUGCCACUAGAAGGUGGUCCAGGGAGAAAACUACCCAAAAGCCGGGAAGAACUUGUGAAAGAUACUGCCACAGUCUUAUAUAUAGGUCGCAUACCACAUGGGUUCUAUGAGGAUCAAAUGGAAGGUUUUUUCAAACAAUUUGGCAAAAUCAAGAACUUGAGAAUUGCGCGAAAUAGGAAGACAGGGAAGUCAAAGCACUAUGGCUUCAUUGAAUUUGAGUCUCCUGAGGUGGCCAAAAUUGUGGCUGAUUGUAUGCACAAUUAUUUAAUGUUUGAACACAUGUUGCAAGUCCAUCUUGUCCCUCCUGAACGAGUUCAUCCGAAGCUAUGGAAUGGAGUAAACCACCGACACCAGCCAUUGGAUUCAAUAAAAAUCGAACGCAAGCGGCAUGACAAGGAAAGAACGGUUGAAGAACACCGGAAGUUGGUGGAAGGAAUCUUGAAACGAGACAAGAAGCGGCGCGAGAGAAUAGAGGCUGCUGGUAUUGAUUACGAAUGCCCGGAAAUUGUGGGGAGUAUUCAGCCCAUUCCAAAGAAAAUCAGAUUUGAGGAGGAAGAAGAAGAUUAGGGCACUUUUUGCAGAUACCGUGCUCUUUAUUUAUCAUCGCCUUACUGUUAUUUUCUAGAGCAUGAUAUAACAAGGUUAUGUCGUUGUUUGAUUGCAUGGCAUUUUGUCAGAUGAAGCCUCAGGUCCAGCCAAACUGAUUUUCCAGCCUUCAAGUCAAGCUGAGGUUGGCCUUGGCAUAUGCCAGUCCAGCCCAAAGCAAAAGACAAAUGCUCACAUACAAAUGCUAUAUCCAAAACUUUCACGUACAAUGCUUUCUUUUGUGCCAA